CUUGGUAUCGGAUCGAUGGCCAAACGUGCUGUAUCGGCCAGGAUGUGGGAGCGGGAGACAUUAGGAGAUUCCUGUGGACUCCACCCAGCCGCCUGCUCGCUUCCGGGAAACGUUCUGGUCCAGGAGUCAGACACUUGGGACACUAGGAGACUAGGACAGGACCCACGACCCACGACCUGUUGGCCUUCACACGACACGCAGGGAAAGGACGACCACAGCGUUCGGGGAAUCCAGCAGACAUCGUCGACAAGAAGCCUCGGCAACAUGUCCAGAUCAGACUACCCUCCAGGGUACGAUGAAGCCCACAACCCCAUGUACGCACCUCAGGGCGGAAACUACCCGGCGGCCCCGGCAUAUGGCUUCCCGGCAUACGGCGGACCCCAACCAGGACAGCCUGUGGCUCCCUACCCCACCGGUUCAAACGCUCCUUUGUUCUCCGGCCAACCGGGGAACUAUCCACCGGGGAACUAUCCACCGGGGAACUAUCCACCGGCGAACUAUCCUCCAGGGAACUAUCCACCGGGCUCGUACCCUCCCGGGCCUCAAGGAGCCGGCUAUCCUAGCCAGCCCCCGAUGCCCCCCAUCAUGCCGCCGACCAUACCAUCAGAUGUUAUGAGCUCUGAUGACGAGCAUGAGUUUGCGGCCAGGGGAGGCGACUGGGACGAUCUGAGCGUUCGCCACGCCUUCAUCAGAAAGGUGUAUUUGAUUUUGGCGUCCCAGCUCCUGUUCACUACCGCCAUCGUGGCCGUGUUCACCUUCGUCAAACCCGUCCGAUAUUUUGUACAGCGCAACCAAGCCAUCUACUGGGCGUCAUAUGGGGUGUACUUCAUCACCCACCUGGUGCUGGUGUGCUGCAAGGGCCCACGGAGGAAGUUUCCAUGGAACUUGAUACUACUGUUCAUCUUUACCCUGGCUCUGUCCUACAUGACUGGCUCCAUAUCCAGUUUCUACGACACAAAGGCUGUGUUCCUGGCACUGGCCAUCACUGCUGUUGUCUGCAUCGCCGUCACCAUCUUCUGCUUUCAGACUAAGGUGGACUUCACCAAGUGCCGGGGCUUCUUCUGUGUCCUGGGCAUCGUGGUCUUCGUGACGGGCAUCAUUUCCGUCAUCGUGCUGUCCUUCAAAUACAUCUACUGGCUCCACAUGCUGUACGCCGCCAUCGGAGCCAUCGCUUUCACCCUGUUCCUGGCAUACCACACGCAGCUCCUGAUCGGAAACCGCAAGUACUCCAUCAGCCCGGAGGAGUACGUCUUCGCCGCUCUCUCCCUCUACGUGGACAUCGUCCAGAUCUUCCUUUUCCUGCUGCAGAUUAUCGGUUCCAGCAAGUAAAAAAAACGGGGUAGUGUCAACAACACCCGGAAUCAUUCCAUGCGAUGGUUUCCACUAGUAACCAGAAUGUAUAUUCUAGCAUUUAUGCACAUCACUUAAGGGCUGAAUCUGAGAUUGUGUUACAGCAUGAAAAAUAUUUCUAUGCACUUUCCUACAUAUUUCUACCAGUAUAAGCCGACAAAGUGUUGGGCUUGAAGUAAAAAAAACAGCAACAAAAAAAGUUCUAUCUGCAUGCAGACUGUAGUGCUUAACUCGGAUGUUCUGAUUCACGCGCCUUAUUUCGAAGAGCUUAGCGGUUUAGGGUUUCGCACGUUUUGCAUAUACGUCGCAUAAUUAUGUCGUCGUCGUUAAGUUUGCCGAUGGUGCUCGGAAGACAUGUACCGCGGGCCACCCCCCCCCCCUCCCGCGCCGGUGGAUGUUUGUAAAUACCUUCUAUUUGAUAUUUUUCCUACGCAAUAAAUAUUUUGAUUUCCGCGCUUUAAUGGGAAUUUUUUUAAUGGA
Messenger RNA from Nerophis ophidion (straightnose pipefish), 1830 nucleotides. It is a transcript of the gene tmbim1a, whose product is annotated as transmembrane BAX inhibitor motif containing 1a. Gene Ontology annotation, biological process: negative regulation of apoptotic signaling pathway. Lineage: Eukaryota; Metazoa; Chordata; Actinopteri; Syngnathiformes; Syngnathidae. The coding region runs from base 16 to 1329 and encodes 437 amino acids. The transcript has 12 exons. The record is from RefSeq and is a predicted model, not a curated record. Gene Ontology annotation, cellular component: membrane; Golgi apparatus; endoplasmic reticulum.